Messenger RNA from Cucurbitaria berberidis CBS 394.84, 1672 nucleotides. RefSeq lists its product as uncharacterized. Gene Ontology annotation, biological process: mRNA splicing, via spliceosome. Lineage: Eukaryota; Fungi; Ascomycota; Dothideomycetes; Pleosporales; Cucurbitariaceae. Gene Ontology annotation, molecular function: RNA binding. Gene Ontology annotation, cellular component: precatalytic spliceosome; U2 snRNP; catalytic step 2 spliceosome. Bases 187 to 1194 code for a protein of 335 amino acids. The transcript has a single exon. The record is from RefSeq and is a predicted model, not a curated record.
CUCAAAACAAUACGACCGGACUCCUUGCACACGAAAGACUACCGAUAGACGUCGCGUCUACACCAUGCAACACUAAAGAGCCGGACAUUGAAUUAAAGGGUCGGGAAAGAGCCUCGCGAGCUCUACCAGGACGCACCUUCGUGACCGACGUUCACUCCCCACCAUUCUAUCUACACCGUCCUCACCAUGAACUCGGUGCGCGCGAUCCAGCAGCUCAACAAGCGCGAGCUUGAAGCUGGCAUCAACCCAGGAGGCUCAUGGCACACCGACUACCGUGAUACCGCCUUCGUCUACAUUGGCGGCCUUGCCUUCGAGCUCUCAGAGGGUGACAUCAUCACCAUAUUUUCGCAGUACGGCGAGCCCGUCUGGAUCAAACUCGCGCGCGACAAAGAAACGGGGAAGUCACGUGGAUUUGCUUGGAUCAAGUAUGAGGACCAACGGAGUUGCGACCUGGCAGUGGACAAUCUAGGUGGUUCGACCAUUAUGGACCGAGUCAUCCGGGUUGACCAUGCACGUUACAAGCCCAGGGACGACGAGGAUAUGAGGGACAAUACCACGGGAGAGCUGGACAUCGAUCCUGGCAACGAGUCAGAUGAGGCCAGGCGGAAGCGGAGGAAGACAGAAAGUGAUAGUGAAGAGGAUGAGGAUAGGCCCUUGUUACCCGAAGAGAUCGAAUUGGGGCAACUGAUGGAAAAGCUUGAUGAGGACGAUCCGAUGCGAGAUUCCAUGAUCAAGCGACAGCAAGAAAAGGUGGACGAGGCGCUCAAAAAGCUAAAGAAGAGCAAGCGUAAGGAAAGCGAGAGGGAGCGUAGAAAACACAGACAUCGCCACAGAGAUGGCUCAAAAGACCGAGAUCGUGAUCGAGACCGUAGACGCAUCAAGAACGGAGAGGAAGACGGCCAUCGAGAGCGACAUUCACGGCGCAAGACAGACCGAAGCAGGAGUCGUAGUGAGAGCUUAGAAGAUGACCGUCGUCGUCGAGAUCGAAGCCGGGAACGACAUGGUAUGGACAAAAACAAACGCGAUCGACACCGCGAACGGGCGCGUCGCAGCCCUAGCUCUGUCGACGAAGAGCAGGAACGCCCACGGUCGAAACGCUCCCCUUUACCUUAUCGCGCUCGCUCUCCUCGUCGACAUCGCGAGCCCGCUCAUUCUCCUAUAUCUGAGCGUGAACCCCGUCGCAACAAGUCAUAACGAAACUAUGGGCCUAUACACACAUUAGUAGCAAAUAUCCUUCUUCAAACGGCUUUCAGAUACCCCUCAGGCUCUAGCCAAGUUCUAUCACUACACUACUUCCUCCACAGCAAAUGUCAUCAAUCGAAGAGGGGGCACGAUUACCCCGAUGCACGCCAACCGUUCAUCUUCUUCUACUGGUCUAGCUGAGGAUAGCCACCAAGUACACAUUAGUGUCACGCUUGGCGAUUUGGACCCUACUUCCUCUAUAAGCGUUGCUUUUUGCGGCUCACUACAUUUCACUCUGGAAAAAAACAACUAGUCGGCAUGCCUUGAGUUAGUUAGACUAAUCCGGUUGUGCAUCAUGACAAAACUGUAACGAUUUAGCGGCGCUUUAACGAGCCGUCCGGUUACAUUUAGAACAUUGAUGGGUCUUGAUCCACUUACAGAAGUAAUGAAUAGAAGAAUAGUGACUGCAAUGUAACGUGCAUAAGAGGAG